ACCAAUUGCAUGUGGGAUUGCAGUGACCAAUUUGCAAGUUGAACUCAACUGACAUAAUAACAGAAAAGAAGCGAUUUGGCGGCAGAAGUUUAUUCUAAUUAUUGUUAAAAUAAACUUAUCCUUAUAAUUUCAAGUAAAAGGCAAGAGACAUCAUGCGGGAAAGCUUAUGGAAAAGGGAAUUCAGACUUCUUCUAAAACGUUCUGUAAUAACUGGGAUUCCAGAGCUGCUUGCUACCAGAAACAACUUAAGGAGGUUCUUGAGAUUUUGCGUAUUUUUAAUAUGUAUAUGUGGAUUUUUUUAUACUACAUCAAUAUUUCUACGCGUUUAUUGGAAAUACCCUACAGUUAUGAACGUGAAUGUUGAAUAUCCAGAAACGGUUGAAAUACCAGCCUUUACAUUCUGCAGUUACAAUGGAAUACAAGCUUCCAAUUUCUGUGCAAGAUUUCCGGAUUUGUGCUCACCGCAGAAAAACUAUACGGAAUUCUGCAAAAUGUAUUUCUAUUUUUGUGAUAGAAACUAUAUAUAUGAUAAUAAUAUGACGUUGCCUGCUGUUUCUACUUACGAACUUCCUGAUUUAGAUAGAAUAGAAUAUAAAGAAUUAGGGAACAAAGUUGAAGACUUGUUAGAGCUGUGUGAAAUUAGAUAUACUAGCGGCCACGCUCCUUGUUUAAAUGAAACCAGAUGGAUAAGCGCAUUCGACACGAUGGGAUUACCUAAUAAUUGUUAUGCUGUGAAUAGCCUCAUUGGAAAUGUACAUGAAAGUCCGAAAACCAUGGCUUCAAAAUCAAAAGUGAUACUGAAGAUUAAAACUGCUACACGUGAUGCAUUUUACACUUCUACUCCAGGAGCAAUUCAGAUUUCGGUCCAUAGUCCUAGAGUCAUUGUGAAUCCUUUCAAAACAGGUUUUGCUAUCAAGCCUUGUUACAAUUAUUUCGUUUAUAUUUCAAAAAUCAGGAAUCUAUUGCUGCCUUUUCCUUACGCAACAAAUUGUACAGAUUAUCACAGACUGUGGGAAGAACGUGGUGGUCAUGGGCCUUUGACAAAAACGCAAUGUAGGGAAGAAUGUCUUUACAAUGCAUCUGUAGAAGAUGCACAUUGCGUGGAUCCAUUCUUCAUAACUUAUCCCAAUGUUGCACCAAUAUGUAAACAUCCUGUCGGUGGUCGAAAAUAUACAGAAAAAUGUGAAAGUUUUUGUUCUAGAGCCUGCGAGCGAGAAGACAUAUAUACUGAUGUUGAAGAACAUGCUUCACUUUCAGUGAGGAAUAGCAGAUAUGAGCUUGAAGAAUGCACUUCGACUAUAACAUUUGCAUUUAAUAGAAUGGAAUUAAAAACUUACAUAUAUUCGCCAAAAUAUCAGGCUAUUGAACUUUUCGGUUACAUCGGAGGAUACUUGGGCGUUUUUUUAGGAAUUUCUCUUUUGGCUAUCACCGAUGUCUUAGAAUCAUUUUAUGUGAUUUUCAAAAUAUGCAAAAGAGCACUUCAAGGAAAUAAAAGGAAAAUACGGAAAUAUAAGAAUGCUAACGAAAGUAUUAAGAAAUAUGAACGUUGUUACCAUGAUAAUUAUAAAAAAAAUGCAAUUUUGAAGCUUUACUGAUUUUUGAAGAUAGUGUAUCAAGAUCUUGAUAGAA
Stegodyphus dumicola is the source of this 1629-nucleotide messenger RNA. RefSeq lists its product as uncharacterized. Gene Ontology annotation, cellular component: plasma membrane. Gene Ontology annotation, molecular function: ligand-gated sodium channel activity. Gene Ontology annotation, biological process: sodium ion transmembrane transport. Lineage: Eukaryota; Metazoa; Arthropoda; Arachnida; Araneae; Eresidae. The record is from RefSeq and is a predicted model, not a curated record.